AUGGACAAGGUCCUCGUUUCGGGGUUGAAGGAGCUGCGGAUUCGGAUGAUGACAAACAUCAAGGAACACGUCGCACGCAGACGGUCAGGCCAUGUCGGAGUUGGUGCCGAUGCCUGUGAAGACGACGCCGCGGAGCCCCCUUCGGCAUCCCAAGCAGUCGGUGUCGCCGACACAAGCGGAGAGGCCGGAGACGGCGUCGACAAGGCAGAUGAGGAGGCAGAGAGGGCUGUGGCGAGGACCGCGGAUCAGGAAAAGGAGGAGGAGGAGGAUGACACCGACGAUCAGGAUGAUAACGAGGAGGAUCGUGAGGAGCGUGAGCAGGGGCAUGGGCAGGAGGAGGAGGAGGAGGAGGAGGAGGAGGAGGAGGAGGAGGAGGAGGAGGAGGAGGAGGAGGAGGAGGAGGAGGAGGACGAGGAGGAGGAGGAGGAGGAUGAUGAGGAGGAGGAGGAGGACAAGGAGGCGGCGGCGGCGGAGGCCGUGGAGCAGGGUUUCGGGUCGGUGGAGCAAGUGGCGGAGGGGGAGAAGCAGCAAGAGGGGGAGGAGGAGGUAGAGUUCCCCUGGGUCGAAUUCGAGAUGGAGGAUGUUGAGGGAGCGGCGGCGGUGGCCGUGGAGGGAGCGGCGGCGGCCGUGGAGGGAACGGGCGGGAUGUCGGCGGAUGUUGUGUACGUGCGAGGGGAGGGUGCCGAUGUGGAGAAUGUCGGCGUGGAGGAGGCGCACGUGGUCGGCAAUGUGGUUGGCGACGCGAAGGAGGAGGAUAACGUCGCGUCCCUGACGCCGACGGGCGUGGAGACCACCACAGGGAACGCAGGGGUGGAACGCCGGGGUGGAGCGGUAGAGGCGGGCCGUCAACCGGGUUCCUCAGCAGCUGGUCGGCAGGCAACGCCGGCCGUCGUCGCGCAGCUGCGACAGGAGAACAUGUGGCUGAGGGCUGAAAAUGCUCGUCUCGAGACGGCGCUCGGAGUGGAGAGGGGUCGGGUGGACAGGUUCGCGAUGGGGAUUGGCCACCUCGUGGACAAGCUCAGGUCGUUGGCCGACCAGGUCGCCGCCUCCGACCAGGACGCGUCGAGUCGGCUGAUGGACGCGUCCUUGACCAUGGCGACGACCGUGACGGAGAACAUCACUGCCAACAUGGGUGAAGCAUGGGAGGCGAUGAAGGCGUACGCCGAGAGGGCGGAGAGCUGGUUGGACGAUCUAGAGAAUCCGGAGGGGGUUAUGGCGGUGCAACGUGCGAACGCGGUCGUCGCCCUGGGCAACCACGUGGACGAAGCGAGGAAGGGAUUGGAGGAAUACAUAUCGAAGCACCUAGUCGCCGCGCAGACCAACAUCGCCGCCGCCGUAACUCAACGCGUCGCCGUCCCGCCGCCCACGCAGCCCGCCCCACCGCCAGCCUUCCCGGACGAGCUCAUGAAGUCUUUCAAGGCGGACGUGUUGAAGGCGGUGACUGAGGCCACCCAGCAGUCGUUUGCUGCGUCCGGGUUAAACCUCAUGACCCAGGUGAUCGGCCAUCUGGCGCCUGGUCGGCAUGGGUCGUCGCCGUCGGACAACGAGGCCGACAAGAAGGGUGCGAAAAGGGCGGGCGGCGGAGAUGAUGCGUUGAGCUCGAAGCGGAGCAAGGGAGCCGAUGGGAGCCGCGGCGUCGGCCAGGUGGCUCCAGGCGGCUCGCGGAGCAAGGGAGCCGAUGGGAGCGGAGGUACGAGCGUGGUCGACCAGCUGAAGAAGAACGGGGCCAAGGUGAUAAGGACGCACAGCAAGGGCGAUGGAAUCAGGAGUGCGGAGGGGGGCCCUGCCGACCAGGUUGCCGCUCAAGAGGCUGGACCAACAGCCCCGCCAUUGGUCGCCGAGAAGCCGGCCAGUCUAGCGACCGCACCAACGGCGAUAGAUGGCGGCGCCAAAACCGUCAAAGGACCGUCCGUCGGAGUGGCGGGGACCACGUCGAUCCCCCGCAAACCCCCUGCGGCUAGCAGCGCGCCGGUCGCCCCGUCAGCCGCCAACAACGAUGGGCCGUCCCUUGCGGCUACUCCAGCACCAGCAGGCACGUCUGCCGCCAAGGUUGACGCGGUGGAUGCUGCGGCUAACCGCGCUGGUCCGUCCGCCCCAAAGGCGAACGCGCUCAGGGAGAUGCUCAGCCGCAUGGAGACCCAUCGACAGGACGUGCAGCAGCCUCCCGUGGUCGGCACCGCGCCGGCCACAACAGCACGUCGCUCGGUCACUCCCCAGGUCGCCGCCACAACGUCCAGUGCCCCACCUACCGCGCCUAUCAUCGCCGCCCGUCCUCCUGUGGACCCAAAGUCCGCGUUGCUUCGCGCCCAGUUAGGCGUACGUACUGCGGCUGCGCCGGCACGGGCUCAGCCGGUAUCCAGCUCAUGCGCGACGCCGACGUCGGUGACCGUAGCUGCACACACACUCGGUGCGGCUACUAUCGAGGCGGUGCUGGAGAAGGGCGUGAGUGCAGCGCUAGCCACGGGCGGCAGAUCAGUUGACCCUGCACAGGCGGCGAAGGACCACAACGACGCCGAUAUCGCUGCCAUCCAGGACCUGUUGGAAGCGGUAAACCGCCCCAAGCAGCCCCCUGUGCUGGCCAUCUUGGACUCGGCGAGUCCCACCGGCUGUACAGCGGAGCCAAAGACGACCACUGCUGCGGUCGGCGCGGGAAAGUCGAAACGGAAGGGGACGAUCGACGCAGGGAAAGCGAGGCCGAGCUCGAAGAAGAAAACACGGGCGACGUCGGCGAUGGUGAAGUCGGUGCAGAAAGGACAGGGGAUGGCGACGGCGAUGGUGGAGAAGGAGAAGAAGGAGGAGGAGAAGGAGGAGGAGGAGAAGAAGGAGAAGGAGAAGGAGAAGGAGAAGGAGAAGGAGAAGGAGAAGGAGAAGGAGACGGAGAAGGAGAAGGAGAAGGAGACGGAGGAGGAGAAGGAGGAGGAGGAGGAGGAGGAGGAGAAGGAGAAGGAGAAGGAGAAGGAGGAGGAGGAGAAGGUGGAGGAGGCGGAGGAGAAGAAGCUGGAGGAGGAGGAGGCGGCGACGGAGGAGGAGAAGGUGAAGGUGAAAGAACGGAAGGGUCAUGGCAUCCGCCACGACUCGACGGGCGACAAGCAAGGGUGGGUGGGCGAGAUCAAGGUGGUCGGGAACGAGAGCAGAUACAUCGGCAAGUCCCGCGACAAGAUGGAGCUGGCGUACCUUCACUCCAUUGUGUACCUCCUGUACGACGGUUUCGUCAGCAAGAUCCUCAUGGCCGAGCUCACCGGCCUGGAGGAAACAGUGAUGAAGCAGUGGAGGGCGGUGUGGAAGGAAGUCCGGUUCUUGCCGACUGGGAUGUGGACGGUGAUCUGGGCAAGGGGCGCGUUCCUCCCAAGGACAAGGUUCGACGACAUCCUCGGGAAGUAUAGAGCGUACAAGACAUCAGGCGAUGCGCACCACGACGCGCUUUUGCCCGCGAUCUGGUUCCCCGUCGAUGCCGACGGGAAGUCGGAUGCAAUGAUGUCGGCCAUGCUUGAUCGCGUGUCCUUGUGCGCGGCGUAUGGGGAGGUCGCUGCAUCCGCGGCGAGAAUGGAGGGCGACACGGAUCAGAAGACGGCGAAGGUCGCACAGGCGCUGUCGGCCUCAGCUUGCGCACUGUGGUGCUUAGUCGAGGGCGACGGCGCCCAGGUGGCUGAUGCCGUCCGCGAAGGGAAGGCGGCGGCGAUGUUGGUCGGCGCCAGCGAGACUACCGCCGCCGAGUUCAAGAAGGUCAUGACGGCGGUGCUGGAGGCCGCGAUCAGCAGGCAGCAACCCCUUGGGGAGGUUGCGCACAACGUCGCACCGGCGCUGGAGUCCACCGCUCUGGCCAAAGCCUAUCCGGGGUUGGAUGUUGAAGCCGAGGCCAAACUGAUCGCACGAGCGACGGUGGAAACCCUCGCGUUCUGGGGAAUGUGCCCCGUGGAUGGGCCGAAACUCAGGAAGAUCGGCAUCGCGGUGCCGCUUGACGCGCAGAUGGAGUACGACAUCGAACACAGGGGGAGGAAGAGGCCGAGGGGCAAGCAGGGCAAGGAAAGCUCGGGGAAGAAGGGGAAGAAGGGCAGAGCGGGCAAGGACAGCACGGCGGCGUAG
Messenger RNA from Closterium sp. NIES-65, 4083 nucleotides. NCBI's taxonomy places the organism in Eukaryota, Viridiplantae, Streptophyta, Zygnematophyceae, Desmidiales, Closteriaceae. The record is from the annotation of a GenBank genome assembly.